AUGAAAGCAGGAAACCACACAUUUGGAGUCUCUGAAUUCCUCCUCCUGGGCCUGUCUGAGCAGCAGGAACAGCAGCCUCUCCUCUUUGGCAUCUUCUUGGCCAUGUACCUGAUCACCGUGGUGGGGAAUAUUGUCAUCAGCCUGGCCAUUGGCUCUGGUCCACAGCUCCACACCCCCAUGUACUUCUUCCUAGCUAACUUCUCCCUCACUGACCUGGCUUUAUCAUCUACCACGGUCCCCAAGAUGCUGGUCAACAUCCAGGCUCACAGGCGUACCAUCACCUAUACUGGCUGCCUGUCUCAGAUCUACUUCUUCCUGUGGCUCGUCGGUCUAGAUGUGUUCCUCCUGGCAGUGAUGGCAUAUGACCGGUUUGUGGCUAUCUGCCAUCCUCUGCACUACAACUUGGUCAUGAGCCCCAGAUACUGCGUCCUGCUAGUGGUCAUGUCCCUAAUCCUCACACAUUCAUACUCUCUAACCCACACCAUUCUCUUGGCUCAGUUAUCCUUCUGCACUGACAACACCAUCCCCCACUUCUUUUGUGAACUUCUCCCCCUGUUGAAGCUCUCUUGUUCCGACACCUAUGCCAACCAGUGUGUGUUGACCUACUGGGGAGGGGGGUUAACCAUCUUGAUCCCCUUGCUAAUCAUCAUUUCUUAUGCCCGCAUCGUGGCUGCCAUUGUGAGAAUCCCAUCAGCAAGGGGGAAGUGGAAGGCCUUCUCCACCUGCAGCUCCCACCUCUUGGCAAUUUGUUUGUUCUAUGCAUCUGCUAUAGGGGUGUACUUCCUUCCCUCCUCUGCCGAUGCAGCCAGCAAGGACAGGUUUGCAGCAGUGAUGUAUGCUGUGGUGACCCCCAUGCUGAACCCAUUCAUCUAUGGCCUGAGAAACAGAGACAUGAAGAGGGCCUUGGGGAGACUCCUGAGCAGAAGGGCACUGCAAUCUCCAUGA
This is a messenger RNA of Phacochoerus africanus (Common warthog), 945 nucleotides long. Its product is annotated as olfactory receptor 1G1-like. NCBI's taxonomy places the organism in Eukaryota, Metazoa, Chordata, Mammalia, Artiodactyla, Suidae. The record is from RefSeq and is a predicted model, not a curated record. Gene Ontology annotation, molecular function: olfactory receptor activity; G protein-coupled receptor activity. Gene Ontology annotation, biological process: G protein-coupled receptor signaling pathway. The transcript has a single exon. Bases 1 to 945 code for a protein of 314 amino acids. Gene Ontology annotation, cellular component: membrane.